Arachis stenosperma is the source of this 867-nucleotide messenger RNA. RefSeq lists its product as uncharacterized. Lineage: Eukaryota; Viridiplantae; Streptophyta; Magnoliopsida; Fabales; Fabaceae. The transcript has 5 exons. The record is from RefSeq and is a predicted model, not a curated record. The coding region runs from base 1 to 867 and encodes 288 amino acids.
AUGGGAAAUGUAGCUUCAAGAUUUGCAUUUUACCCUCCAACCCCACCAACGUAUAAAGUGUUAGAGGAGAAGGAUGGGAUGAAGCUCAUAUUCUCGCCGCUUCCCAAAGAGAAGAAUGUGGAAGUGCAUCGUCUAGAUACGAAGAGUGGGAACAAGAUCAUUGCUAUAUUUUGGAAACACCCUUUUGCCAGGUUUACAUUCCUAUACUCGCAUGGCAAUGCCGCUGACUUGGGUCAGAUGAUCGACCUUUUCAUGUACCUUAGAGCUCAACUUCGCGUUAAUAUUAUGAGUUAUGACUACUCAGGAUAUGGUGCUUCUACAGGUAAGCCAACCGAGUUGAACACAUACUAUGACGUAGAAGCAGUGUAUGAUUGUUUGAAGAGUCAAUAUGGGAUUAAGGAAGAAGAACUAAUUUUGUAUGGUCAAUCAGUUGGAAGUGGUCCCACAGUACACUUGGCUUCUAAGUUAGUAAACUUGAGAGCUGUUGUUAUCCACAGUGGCAUCCUCUCAGGGAUAAGGGUCUUAUACCCUAUCAAGAUGACAUUUUGGUUUGACAUAUUCAAAAAUAUAGACAAAAUAAAGCAUGUCAACAGCCCAGUGUUAGUUCUGCAUGGAACUAGUGAUGAAGUCGUUGAUUGCACCCAUGGAAAGCAAUUAUGGGAAAAUUGUAAGGAAAAAUAUGAACCUUUGUGGGUUAAGGGUGGGGGACAUUGUGACCUUGAAGCUUAUCCCGAAUACCUCAAGCACAUGCGCAAGUUUCUAAAUGCCAUGGAGAAGCCCACUACCAAAGGGGAGACAAACGAACAACUUACCCAAAAUCCUAGUGAUAAUCAACCUAAACGAAACAAAUGUUUAGGAUUUGGUUAA